This is a messenger RNA of Styela clava, 421 nucleotides long. NCBI's taxonomy places the organism in Eukaryota, Metazoa, Chordata, Ascidiacea, Stolidobranchia, Styelidae. The record is from RefSeq and is a predicted model, not a curated record.
GGCAUAACUAGCUUACUUUUAAAUCAACGAAGUAUCAAAGAAUAUGGCGACUUGUAUGGAAAAAGACGAAUUUUAUGAAGAUGAAGGUGAAGCAAUACCAAUAUACGUCAAAGACGAGAACGGCAAGCAGAUAUUUCUAAAAGAUAAUGUACUUAGGAUACUCAAUCAAAAAGGAGUAAAAGAUGGAAAAGUCAUGGUGCUAACUGUCGCCGGAGCAAUGCGUGAAGGAAAAUCUUUCAUACUAAAUCUAUUCAUCAAAUAUCUUGAGUCUGGGAUGUCGUCUAGUUGGUUGGACGGGGAUGAGAACAACACACUUGCAGGUUUUUCAUGGCGCGGGGGAACAAAGUCAAAUACUAUGGGUAUACUGAUGUGGAGCAAGCCAUAUUUUGCAAAUCUUUAUGGAAAAAAUAAGGUCAACUGA